Triticum turgidum subsp. durum (durum wheat) is the source of this 1371-nucleotide messenger RNA. NCBI's taxonomy places the organism in Eukaryota, Viridiplantae, Streptophyta, Magnoliopsida, Poales, Poaceae. The record is from the annotation of a GenBank genome assembly.
AUGGCCCCUCAGCAGGAGAGCAACAAGGACGGCGGCGCUGCCACCACGCCGACGAUGGAGGAAGAAGAGGAGGACGAUGAGGAGCAUCAUCGUCAUGGCGAACGGCCGCUGCUCUCGGCGUGUGAGCAGGAGCAGGAGCAGCAGCAGGAUGCCGACAAGCCAUUGCCAUUGCCGGCGAAGAGGAGGAGGAGCAGCAGCAGCCUGAGCAGAUCAUCAAGAUCAGGCGAGCAGGGGUGGCAGGAGGAGGCGGCCGGGCCCGGCGCCGCCCGGUCGCUGUCCUUCUCCAGGCUCUUCAACAGCUUCAGGAUGGUCACCACCUCCUCCUCUACCUUGGACAUUGACGAGCUAGCUGCUGCUGAAGACGGCUGUGCAGAGCAACGGCAAUGGCCAUCGCAGUCCAAGCGGCAACAUCCGAAGCCACCGGUGUGCCGGACGCAGUCGAUGCCGAUGACGAGCAUCUCCAGGAGGCUCCCCGCUCAUGGCGGCAAGAAGCGGGUGGCGGACUCGAGCUCCUUGCGCCGGUUCCGGGUGUCGUCGGUGCAAUUGCCAUUGCCGGAGUCGGCGCCGCCACCCUCUUCGCCAUCGCCGUCGGAAGAAGGAGAGGAAGAGGAGGUGGGGGAGGAGGAGGCGGUGUGCCGGAUCUGCAUGGUGGCGCUUCUGGAGGAGGAAGAAGAAGGAGCAGGCGACGGCGUGCUGAAGCUGGAGUGCCGGUGCAAGGGCGAGCUGGCGCUGGCUCACCGCCGCUGCGCCCUCAAGUGGUUCGGCAUCAAGGGCGACCCCAACUGCGACGUCUGCGGCCACGACGUCCUCAACCUCCCCGUCACCCUCCGCCGCGUCGCCGCCCCUCCCCCACCACCACCUCCUCCCCUCACCGCCGGCAAUGGCAAUGGCAGCACCAGCCAAGAGGAAGAACAAGAAGCAAGAGAGAGAAGAGGGUUGAGGGGCGUGUGGCGGCAUGGCACGGUGAUCCUGGUGACGGUGAGCAUGCUGGCCUACUUCUGCUUCCUGGAGCAGCUGCUGGUGGGCGACCACGGCAACGCGGCCGCCGCCCUCGCCGUCUCGGCGCCCUUCGCCGUCGUGCUCGGCACCUUCUCGGCGCUCACCACCGCCGGGAUGGCCUCGUCGAGAAGGUACGUGUGGGCAUACUCGGCGCUGCAGUUCCUGCUGGUCGUCCUCUUCACCCACCUCUUCUACCGCUACGUCAGGCUCCAGGCCGUCAUCGCCAUCAUCCUCUCCGCCUUCGCCGGCUUCGGCGUCGCCAUCUGCGCCAACGCCGUGCUCCUCCAGGCCGCCCGCUGGAGGGCCGCCGCCCGCCGCCCCCCGCCGCCGCCGUCGGACCCGGAUCACCUCCAUCAGACCCCUCAGCCAUAG